Cucumis sativus (cucumber) is the source of this 1290-nucleotide messenger RNA. RefSeq lists its product as uncharacterized. The record is from RefSeq and is a predicted model, not a curated record. Gene Ontology annotation, molecular function: S-adenosylmethionine-dependent methyltransferase activity. Lineage: Eukaryota; Viridiplantae; Streptophyta; Magnoliopsida; Cucurbitales; Cucurbitaceae. Bases 199 to 1026 code for a protein of 275 amino acids. The transcript has 6 exons.
GUGUAAUAAUUAGAAUUGAAAGAUAUGUUGUGAGAGUUAGGAUUUGGUUAGCUCCCUCGCAUAAUAUUCCUUAGAACUAUAAGAAAAAUUAAAAAAGAAAGUAUGAAGAUAGAGAACAGAAGAGAAAAUAAGAAGGCUGCAAAGCGCAAUAACUUUUCUUCAGCUUAAAAACUAGAAAGAGAGAGAGAGGUCCAGAGGAUGACUUCUUCUUCUUCUUUAUCUCUCUGCCUCUUCUUCCCUUUUCCUUCUUCUUCCUCCUCUUCUCUUAGAUUCAUCAACAUUUCCAAUCCCUUCUUCUCCCCAAGCCCUAAUUUCCCACUUUUUGUUUCUUCCAGGCGCCGCUCUUCUCUCAAUACAUCUCUGUGGAUUCGAGGGCAUAUAAGAGGAGAUACAGAUGGAGAUAGUAGUGUGCCUCAAAAGAACAAUACAAUGCGGAUGUUUGGAUUUGGAUCUAAUGAUGAGACAGGCACUCAAAUUCCAACCCAAGCCCAAUCGAUUGUGGAAGGAUCAGGAUCAGUUAUGGUUUCUGAGUUCAAACCAGUUCCUGAUGUUGAUUAUCUACAGGAGUUAUUGGCCAUUCAACAACAAGGUCCUAGAGCCAUUGGCUUCUUUGGAACCCGAAAUAUGGGUUUCUUGCAUCAAGAACUCAUUGAGAUUCUUAGCUAUGCAAUGGUUAUAACGAAGAACCACAUCUAUACUUCAGGAGCAUCUGGAACCAAUGCAGCAGUUAUCAGAGGUGCAUUGAGGGCUGAAAAACCAGAACUACUUACUGUCAUUUUGCCACAAAGUUUGAAAAAACAACCUCCCGAAAGCCAGGAAUUGUUAUCCAAAGUUAGGAAUGUGAUAGAGAAGCCCCACAAUGAUCAUUUAUCUUUGAUAGAAGCUAGCAGGUUAUGUAAUAUGGACAUCAUUUCGCACGUACAGCAAGUCAUUUGCUUUGCAUUUCAUGAUAGUAGGUUGCUCAUGGAAACAUGUCAAGAGGCAAAAAAUCUCCGGAAGAUUGUCACGCUUUUUUAUCUCGACUAAGAAGUAGGUCGAAAAUUUGUAAAUACAUUAUUUAACCGACAUUUACAUAUUUCGUCUAAUUUUGCUUGUAAAGUUAUUAUCCUUGAUGCUCCCUGCUGGUGCUCAAAGUUUUCCAAUCACUGUGACAGUGGAAAAGAGGCCAAUUUGCCUUUCCGAAGAGAUUUUUAUUUUUUAUGUUUGAUAGCUUUUUUUUUUCCUUUUUCUUUUGAAAUAAAAAACGACAAAAGGGGCAACCAACCUUCCCUUUUGAAUAUAUUGCUCCAA